CUUUCUUGGAAGUGGAAAGGUCUAGAGUUUCAUUUGAUUCAUCUUCUUGUACAAAAAUAAUGAGAUUGAAAGAUUGGAUGAAUUGGUGAAAAGAACCCAAAAAAGGAAAUUCAUUUGUUGAACAAAUAAAAGUUUCCAUCUUGGAUAACCCUCUUUUGGAAAGUGAUAAACUUUCCAAACCAGUUUCCAAAUAUCUAUAUAUUAAGUUUGGAAGAAAGCUUGUGAUUUGGUGUUUUUCCUUUUGGAGAAUGAGAGAGAGAGCAUAAUGGAUUUCUGGCCAGAGUUUCUUGCAAAUAGUUCGGGUCGAGAGUUUGUGGCUGGAGGGUUUGGUGGAAUUGCUGGCAUAUUCACUGGUUACCCUCUUGACACCAUAAGAAUCGUGCAACAGAACUCCAAUUCAGGCUCAGCCAUUAACAUUUUGCGGAGAUUGGUGGCCACUGAAGGGCCUCAAGCUCUUUACAGAGGCAUGGGUGCACCAUUAGCUUCAGUCACCUUUCAGAAUGCGAUGGUUUUCCAGAUCUAUGCUAUCCUCUCUCGAGCAUUUGACAAAUCAAUUCCUGGUAGUGAUCCUGCUUCUUACAGAGGAGUUUUUCUUGGGGGAGUCGGUACAGGAGCUAUUCAAAGUGUAAUCCUCUCCCCUGUUGAACUGGUAAAAAUCCGCCUGCAAUUGCAGAGUACAAACCUUACAAGAUCCCAUCAAGCAGAUCACUACAAGGGUCCCAUAGAUGUUGCCAGGAGCAUAUUGCGAAGAGAAGGAUUAAGGGGGAUCUUUCGAGGAUUUAACAUCACAGCCCUCAGAGAUGCUCCCUCCCAUGGUUUAUACUUCUGGUCAUAUGAGUACAUGAGGGAGCAGCUCCAUCCGGGCUGCAGAAAGAACGGCCAGGAAAGUCUAAGAACAAUGCUGAUAGCCGGGGGUCUAGCAGGAGUGGCUAGCUGGGUUUGCUGCUACCCCUUAGAUGUUGUGAAGACCAGACUGCAAGCUCAGUCACCAUCUUCCAUACAAAAAUACAAUGGCAUCAUUGAUUGCUUUAACAAGAGUGUAAAAGCUGAAGGUUACAGUGUGCUCUGGCGAGGACUGGGAACUGCAGUUGCAAGAGCUUUUGUGGUGAAUGGAGCUAUAUUUUCUGCUUACGAGAUUGCUUUGAGGUGUUUAUUCAAUAAUGGAAGCAUUCAAACAGAAAAUAGUAAAUACCAUCUAGAUCAUUGAUCUCUGGCUAGUUACUUGACAUUUUAUCAAAAACAAUAUUUAUGUAAAACUGCUGGAUGUCUCUAUGCAAUUGCAGAACAUGAAGAAUAGAAAACUUGAAGAUUAAUUAA
Molecule: messenger RNA, 1317 nt
Organism: Mangifera indica (mango)
Lineage: Eukaryota; Viridiplantae; Streptophyta; Magnoliopsida; Sapindales; Anacardiaceae
Product: mitochondrial arginine transporter BAC2
Exons: 2
Coding region: 266-1207 (313 amino acids)
Biological process (GO): transmembrane transport
Molecular function (GO): transmembrane transporter activity
Source: RefSeq, a predicted model, not a curated record